This is a messenger RNA of Helianthus annuus (common sunflower), 1212 nucleotides long. RefSeq names its product zinc transporter 5. The coding region runs from base 63 to 1094 and encodes 343 amino acids. Lineage: Eukaryota; Viridiplantae; Streptophyta; Magnoliopsida; Asterales; Asteraceae. The record is from RefSeq and is a predicted model, not a curated record. Gene Ontology annotation, molecular function: zinc ion transmembrane transporter activity. The transcript has 3 exons. Gene Ontology annotation, biological process: zinc ion transmembrane transport. Gene Ontology annotation, cellular component: plasma membrane.
CACAUAAUAACAACACUCAUAAAUUAAUUAUCAAACUCAUUGCAAAUUUAUGCCAAAAUCAAAUGGAACUUCUAAGGCCAAUAUCUUUAACAUUCUUGUUAUCAACCCUAGUAAUCACCAAUGUUGUUGCUGAUUGCACAUGUGAACCGGAACAAAUAUCCGGCGACAAGGGCAAAGCUCUCCACUACAAACUGAUCGCUAUCGCUUCCAUCCUCACGGCGGGGGGCGUCGGCGUUACUCUACCCUUCUUGGGCAAGAUCUUUCCGGCUUUAGGACCCGAAAAAGACGGGUUCUUUGUGGUGAAAACAUUCGCAGCCGGCGUGAUCUUGGCCACAGGGUUUAUUCAUAUACUUCCACAGGCGUUUAAUAGAUUGAAUUCUCCGUGUUUGGAGGGACAUGGGUGGACGGAGUUUCCGAUGGCCGGGUUGGUGGCGAUGGUGGCCACCAUGGCUACACUUUUGUUUGAGAGUUCUGCGGCAGCGUAUCAGGUUAGAGCGGCAGCGACCAAGGUGAUGGGAGGUGGUGAGGAUACAGAAAUGGAGGUGGGGAUUAUGCAUGAUCAUGGUCAUGGUCAUGGUCAUGGAUCAUUGUUGAUGGAUGAUGAUGCUGAAGUUCGUCGUUAUCGAAUUGUUUCACAGGUGCUGGAACUGGGAAUUGUCAUUCAUUCAGUGAUCAUAGGAUUAUCUUUGGGUGCUUCUAAAAGCCCGAAAACAAUAAAACCACUCAUUGCUGCAUUGUCCUUCCACCAGUUGUUCGAAGGAUUAGGACUUGGUGGAAACAUCUUUCAGGCGAAAAUCAAGUCGUGUGCUACCGUCGUGAUGGGAGUAUGUUUUGCCCUCACGACACCGAGUGGGAUUGUUGUUGGCAUACUGGUGAGCAACACAUAUGAUGCAAACAGUUCGAAAGCUCUUAUCGUGCAAGGUGUGUUAGAUGCUGCAGCCGCCGGGAUAUUAAUUUAUAUGGCACUUGUCGACCUUCUUUCACCCGAUUUUAAAAAUCCUAGGAUGCAAAAUAAUAAGUUUCUUCUACUUGCUUCUAAUAUUUCUCUUAUUCUUGGUGCUGGCCUUAUGUCUCUCCUAGCCAAAUGGGUUUGAAUCUUGAUGUGUGUAAAAUCUACUUUGGGACAGUACCCUGGCAAAGUUGUAUUAAUAAAAUAAUUUAGCAAAUUGUAUACAUUUCAAAUAGAUUAUAGAUUGUGUGACUUUCAACUCA